This is a messenger RNA of Brenthis ino (lesser marbled fritillary), 561 nucleotides long. The record is from the annotation of a GenBank genome assembly. NCBI's taxonomy places the organism in Eukaryota, Metazoa, Arthropoda, Insecta, Lepidoptera, Nymphalidae.
AUGAUCAAGAAGCAUUCGAAGUUCGGUAGCCCUAGCAGCAACAUGAAACUGAUCAUCCUCUCAGCAUUUAUCAGCGCGUGCGCAGCCGCCGUCCUGCCUCCAUACGUACCCUUACAGUACCGCCCCAACUACGCAGAUAGACCUCGUGCGGCGUUGGAGAGAAAUGCAGCAAUACUACGAUCUGUAUCAGACGUAAACGAACAGGGAUAUCAUUUUGCUUAUGACACUGAAAACGGUAUCUCAGCGGAGGAGACCGGUCGUGAAGCCAAUGGGAUUCAAGCAGCUGGUGGCUACGCAUAUACAGGAGAUGAUGGACAGGUUUACAGCGUGAGGUACAUAGCUGAUGCGAACGGGUUCCAACCCCAAGGUGCUCAUCUUCCUACCCCUCCACCCAUCCCUGAAGCCAUCGUCAAGGCUUUGCAGGAGAACGCGAGGGAUGAAGCCGCUGGAAUUUUUGAUGAUGGUAGUUACCAUGCCGGCAAGUACGAUGCAGGCGUAUUCGCCGCCCGCACUUACACUACCCCGAGAUACAUCACCCCCUACAGACAGCCAUACCGCUUU